This is a messenger RNA of Ilyonectria robusta, 776 nucleotides long. RefSeq lists its product as uncharacterized. The record is from RefSeq and is a predicted model, not a curated record. The coding region runs from base 147 to 776 and encodes 209 amino acids. The transcript is spliced from 3 exons. NCBI's taxonomy places the organism in Eukaryota, Fungi, Ascomycota, Sordariomycetes, Hypocreales, Nectriaceae.
UUUUAAACCUACGCCAGCGGGUAGCCACAUCUCCCACUUAUUUGUGCUAUUUCCACCUCGAGGGCUUCCAAGUUCUCCCUGAAGUAGCUGGGGCAUAGUUUCAUUACCAUACACUUUCGCUUGAGCCUCGUGACCCUUUGUAGAUUAUGUUUGUUGUGCUUGUUCUCGCCAUAGAAGAGCCCGUCGACGGUGAUCUCAAGCAGUAUAGCGACCUUCGCGCGGACGAGAACCUCUCUUGGCUUUUUGGUAAAUUCAACCUCGAGCCAGGAGUCCACAGGGUGAGGGAAUGUUUCGAAAGCCAUUUUGUUUGGGGUCCUUUAACUGGGGAUCUAGGGGAACUGGCGAAGCUCAACGGCGACGGCGUAGCCCAAGGGACUGAGAUUCCCAUGAUAAAGUUUGCUCGAGGCAUGCCCCUACGCGGGCAGAAACCGGGUGUCGAAACGUAUUGCAGCAUGAGCCAAUUGGAGCGCUUCGACUGGGAGCCGAAUAGCGGCGACUGGCAAAUUGAAGUAUCCCCUCGUGGCAGAGACGGAGAAGAAGCGGACCCGGAGUGUCGACGAGACGAACAAGAUGCUAGACGAGAUGCUUCAAGAUCGAGUAGAGACGGGACAACUUGUCCCGGACAAGUGGUCCGGGGCAAGCGGAGGAGUGUACGACUGGCAAGUGGGCAGAAACUGGAUUCCUUGCCAGCACCAGUUCACAACCCGGACCCGUUGCGCCAGAGCCCGACGCCAGGGCCAGUGGAGGAGACCAAAGCUGUACCGACAGAGGGAUAA